Messenger RNA from Letharia columbiana, 999 nucleotides. RefSeq lists its product as uncharacterized. The coding region runs from base 1 to 999 and encodes 332 amino acids. Lineage: Eukaryota; Fungi; Ascomycota; Lecanoromycetes; Lecanorales; Parmeliaceae. Gene Ontology annotation, cellular component: mitochondrial large ribosomal subunit. Gene Ontology annotation, molecular function: structural constituent of ribosome. The record is from RefSeq and is a predicted model, not a curated record. The transcript has 3 exons.
AUGCUCCGACCGUCUACACCAAUCUGCCGUACAUGUCUCCAUCAAAUCCGCGCUGCCUCCAGCGCCGCCGCCUCCGUCGAGGCAGCUCCCAUUGAACCUUCCCCUACCAAUCGUGCACCACCACCUCUCACAGCUUCUCAGUCUCAUUCCAUCACCUACAAGUUGAAAGCCGCUGUCCUUCUCUCACGCCCGCCCCUCUUGACCCGCGAUCUCACCCCUUUCGAGAAAUCUUACUUCCUCUAUCAACGUCGCCUAAAUGAGCGUCUUGCUCUGCCAUUCAGUCGUUACUUCUACUAUCAGCGCGGCACGCCAGGAGACAUCGAUUGGAAGCGCAAGAUAAAAGAGCGGAAAACACCCGCCCGAGAUAUCGGCGUAUACAAUGCUUAUGGGGUGGAAGGAUGGAAUGAUGAGUUACUGGUAGGGGAUAGUGUAAGCGAGCCCGAGGAGCAAGUGGAGAGGCUUUUGAGUGAUGCCGAGGUGGAGGUCAAGGAACGAGAUGUCCCAGGGGAAGGGAAGGUAGUAAAGAAAGAGGAAGUAGAGAGGCCGUUGCCGAGGGUCACAGAGGCGGAUCAAGCCGGCGAUACGAAGAGUCUGAACAGGGCUUUGCAGAAGACGUUGUAUUUGAUUGUCAACAGAGGGAAAGGACGAUGGGGGUUUCCUUCUGCUGAGUUGGCGAGACAAGAGAGCUUGCAUACGAGUGCGGAGAGGACGAUCGUCCAGACCGGUGGUGUGAACAUGAAUACUUGGGUCGUGGGAAAUAUACCAAUUGGCCACCAGGUCUGCAACUACAGCCAAGGCAUUGUCAACGAGGAGAAAGGGACAGUGCUGCGGGGAGAGAAAAUAUUCUUCAUGAAAGCCAGGAUCUUGGCCGGGCAAGCAAACCUGAAGGACAAUCAAUUUGGGCUUGAAGAUUUUCAAUGGUUGACGAAAGAGGAGAUACAGAAAGCAUUCGAUCCACGAAAUUGGAACGCCGUAAAAAACAUACUACCUGAAAGGUAA